Aspergillus ochraceoroseus IBT 24754 is the source of this 957-nucleotide messenger RNA. RefSeq lists its product as uncharacterized. Bases 291 to 803 code for a protein of 170 amino acids. The transcript has a single exon. Lineage: Eukaryota; Fungi; Ascomycota; Eurotiomycetes; Eurotiales; Aspergillaceae. The record is from RefSeq and is a predicted model, not a curated record.
AUUUCCACUAGUUUUGCUUCUUUUCUGGCUGGAUAUCCGUGCUUCGCCUCAGGCGUUUCAUUUCCCUUUUCCCUCUCCCUCUCCCUUUUCCUUUUCCUCCUUUUCCAACUUCGAUCCUACCCUCGACGCUCCCCUUUCUACCUGCUUCGUUUAAUGUGCUGUUCGGAAUUAUUUCUUGUUCGUCGCUGGAAUUUCCGCUGCAUCUCCUGACGAGUUCGCCGCGCGGCUCACUCACACCCUUACCCGCCCUGUAUAGAAUUUAUUGCGCUUCUUAUAUAAUCCUACGGUGUAUGUCGUCUACAGCGAAUAAUAAUUACGACAUUGCGAAAUUGCGAAAAAGUUGCGAAGCUCCCCCUGAUCCAACCCUGAGUUUGCCGUGCCGCAACAACAGCAUCGACAAAAUGAAACCUUCAAAGCUCCUCCUUUGUCUUGCUCCUACGGUAGUUCUGGCCGUCGAGUCGGAAAAAGCGCCAGCGGUUGCUCCCAGUCCAUCUCUACCGAAUAAUACUCCCCCUGUCCCUCUUCCCGCCGUCCCGAUACGUCCACAAGAUGAAUCGCCUCGGAUACCGUCAGAAGCGCAGAUGAUCCAUUUGCCAGUAGUCGAUGGGGUCACGUUGAAACCCGAGACGAUACCUAUCCCUCUUCUGAGCAGAACGAAGCUCUCCCUCCGAUCACUCAGGUCGUCCACGGGGUUGACCAAAUCACUCCGCGCUCGAAGUGAAGGCACACUGGGACAAACACCUUGGAUUGGGAUGGCAAUCGGGUUGACCUGCACCACCCUGGCAGCAGUAAUGCUGGGGUAACAACAUCUUUCACCGACAAUAUUCUACGCCUGUAUACGUUUUUUUUUUUUUUAUAACCUUCUACAUCUACACUCCUGAACGAUUCGCCGGUCGUCGCUGCUUUGCCAUCCCCGUUCUAAUUGCAUCUGGAGUUUUUUUUUUUUUUUUUUUUUUU